Molecule: messenger RNA, 1141 nt
Organism: Rosa rugosa (rugosa rose)
Lineage: Eukaryota; Viridiplantae; Streptophyta; Magnoliopsida; Rosales; Rosaceae
Exons: 2
Coding region: 396-1031 (211 amino acids)
Source: RefSeq, a predicted model, not a curated record
CCUUCGCGCGUUGCGAAAAAUCUGAAACAAAGGAAGCCACAGUAGAGUUCGCGUUGUCUAUCAUGGCGGCCACAGUGAUUGAGCUAAUUAGGGCUUUGCUAAACACUGAAGGGUCUUCUCAGACCGUCCAGUUUCCAAGCUCCGAUUCUCAACCAUGUUGUCUUCUUCAGCAUUAACAGAGUCAUCAUCCUCUAGGAAGUCCAUUCCCCUUCUUAACUUAUUGAACUUGUCCAAAUCCGAACACUAUAUAUACACAAACCAAUACUCUUCCAUUCCAUCAUCACCAUAAACAACUUCCUUCACUUCCUAGUUUCAUAUUUUCAUACAUCCUACAAAAAACAAACCCACAAAAGCAGAGAAAGGCAGAGAGAUUUUCUUUCCAAUUAUAUUAAGAGAUGGCUGAGAAGAUCAACCAGGCUUAUCCUUUGGCACCAGCAAAUGGUUACACAAGAAGUGACGGAGAAUCUUUGGUCUCUGAAGAUGAACUCAAACGCAGGAAGAGAAUCAAAUUGUUUACCUACAUUGGUAUAUUUGUUGUUUUUCAGAUCAUAGUCAUGACCGUGUUUGGUCUCACUGUGAUGAAAGUCAAGACCCCAAAGGUGAGGUUGGGCGAAAUCAGCAUCACAAACUUUAACUCAGCUGCUGCAACUCCUUCAUUUGACACAACCUUCAACACCCAAAUCAGGAUCAAGAACACCAACUGGGGUCCUUACAAAUUUGAUGCAGGCACUGUAACAUUCAUGUACCAAGGCACGCCUGUGGGGACAGUAGUGGUACCUAAGAGCAAAGCUGGAAUGCGUUCCACCAAGAAGAUCAACGUCGAGGUGAGUUUAAGCACUGAUGCAUUGCCAAACAGUUCAACUCUUAGCAGCGAAUUGAACAGUGGGGUGUUGACGCUGACUAGCCAAGCCAAAUUGACUGGGAAGGUGGAACUGAUGCUCAUAAUGAAGAAGAAGAAGUCUGCCAAUAUGGACUGCACCAUAGCUUUUGAUUUGUCCACAAAAACUGUCAAAAGUUUACAGUGCAAGUGAUCAGACUAGUUCUUGAAAUUGUUAUUUUCCAUUUCUGUUUACUUCUCUUUUUUCCUUGGAUUUGUUGUGUAGUUAUAAAAUGAUAUUUAUUUUAUUUUUUUAACCACUGA